AUGGGCAAGUCAAAUUUGGAUCUGGUCCGCGAAUGCGACAACUUCCCCUACUAUGAAGAUGACCGUGUGCUUUACACCGAGAAUCUCAAGAAUUACCAUGAGUUCCAUGUGACUGGAUAUGAUGUGACCCUUGGAUACAUUCUGAAUACCGUGGUACAGAAGUUUCCUUGGCCCCAGGAGUUCUGGGCUAUCGAUCCCGUAGCCCGAACAGUCACCCUGGUCACGGCUGCAGAUGCAAGCCCUGCCCAGCGCACUAAGCUAGUCGCAGACAGUAUCUCUCAGGCUGCCAAGCUUGGAUGCUUCGAAAUUCUGAAGGGAUGGCGCAACGAGAACUACCCCGUCUACGGACCAGGUGGAGAAUUCGUGCUUGAGAUGGAGCGCUGCGCAUCGUCAUUGUUUGGCAUUGUCAGCUACGGCGCCCAUAUGACGGGCUAUGUGGAGGACCCCUCUGGGCCGAUGAUUUGGGUGCCGCGGCGCGCGAAGACCAAGCAGACGUAUCCCGGCAUGCUGGACAAUACCGUCGCAGGCGGCAUGUGCACCGGUGAGAAGCCGUUCGAGUGCAUCGUCCGCGAGGCAAUGGAAGAAGCUUCUCUCCCGGAAGAUGUGGUUCGCGCGUGCAUCACACCAGUAGGAUGUGUCACCUAUACGCACCUCCGUGAUGCCCGCGCUGGCGGCGAAACAGGUCUGGUGCAGCCGGAGAUCGAGUAUGUCUAUGAUCUGAAGCUCGACGCAUCGGUCAUUCCCAAGCCGUGCGAUGACGAAGUUGAAGAGUUCCAACUGCUUUCUGUGUCUGAGGUGAAAGAAGCAUUGGCACGCGGCGAGUUCAAGCCCAACUGUGCCAUCAUCAUGAUUGACUUCUUCAUCCGCCACGGCAUUCUCACAGCUGAGAAUGAGCCGGACUACCUCGAUAUCGUGGCCCGGCUGCAUCGCCGUAUGGAUCAUCCGACUGCAUCACAUAGCCCCCGAUAG
This is a messenger RNA of Penicillium macrosclerotiorum, 969 nucleotides long. Its product is annotated as thiamine pyrophosphokinase-related protein. The transcript is spliced from 2 exons. The coding region runs from base 1 to 969 and encodes 322 amino acids. Gene Ontology annotation, molecular function: 8-oxo-dGDP phosphatase activity. NCBI's taxonomy places the organism in Eukaryota, Fungi, Ascomycota, Eurotiomycetes, Eurotiales, Aspergillaceae. The record is from RefSeq and is a predicted model, not a curated record.